UUUCGUAGGUGUUCGUUUUGUGUAAGAGUGCAAAUAAUGGAAGCGGAUGAGCCGUUUGAUCGAAUUGGGAAGUCAAAGAAUGUUUCUUCGAUUGAUGCCAAUUUUCUCAGUGGUGUUGUGGAAGGUUUCUAUGGACGCCCAUGGACUCCUGAACAGCGAAAGGACUUGUUCGUCAAAAUGGGAAGAUGGGGCAUGAACGCGUACUUGUACGCGCCGAAAGAUGAUUAUAAGCAUCGGGCUUAUUGGCGAGAGCAGUACACUGUGGACGAAGCAGAGCAUUUGCGUGCACUUAUUUCUGCAGCCAAAGAACACAACAUACUUUUUAUUUAUGCCUUGUCGCCCGGCUUGGACAUCGUUUAUUCAUCUCAGAAAGAACUGGCGAUUCUCAAGCGUAAGCUGGAUCAGGUUGCUGAAUUCGGUUGCGAAGCUUUCGCUUUGCUGUUCGACGAUAUCCUAUCGGAGAUGUCUGACGGCGACAAAGAAGUGUUCCAGUCGUUCGCUCAUGCCCAAGUUUCUGUGACCAACGAGAUCUUCGAGCAUCUGGGGAGAAAGCGGUUUCUUUUUUGUCCGACUCAGUAUUCCGCUUCAAGGGCUGUGCCGGAUGUUCCCACGUCCGAAUACUUGCGUACAAUUGGGUCUAAGCUCGAAAGAAGCAUCGAUAUCAUGUGGACAGGACCUCGAGUUGUUUCAAAGGAAAUCACGGGAGAAUCGUUGGAAGAGUUGCAUCAAGUUUUCGCUCGGUAUCCUGUGAUAUGGGACAACAUUCAUGCAAAUGACUACGACCCGAAGAGGCUUUAUCUCGGUCCGUAUUGCGGACGUGCUCCGGCCGUUUUACGUCGGCUUCGUGGUGUUUUAACGAACCCAAACUGUGAAUACGAAUGCAACUUUGUGGGAAUUCACACCCUUGCUCAGUGGACCCGAUGUAGCGGUGAUGUCCGAGACGAUUGCUUAGGAGAAAUCAUGGAGCAUUUCAAGGUGACAGAGAAAAAACUACAAAUUGUGGAGUCCCGGUUAGAAACCGAAGGCGAAGAGGAGGAAUUGGGAAACCUGCCCGACUGUGUUUAUCAUCCCAGGAGAGCUUUGAGGACUGCCGUUCGGGAAUGGACAUCGGAGUUUUCUGUUCAGAAGGCAGCCCCUGGGCUUAGUUUGAACAUAGGAGUUGCGAGUGCCAAUACAGUACCUGUUCCCAUAGCUGGCAGUGUGCAAGUGCCUGUGCCCUCGAUUGCUGUUCCUACUCAAGUCGCCCUUCCGCCAGUCAAUCCUGUACUGCCAGUUGCUAACGAGCUCACUCCUGUGGAGGUGGAUGUUGCCCAAGCUGCAGUUGUGAACACAGUUGUUUCUGUACCAAUGAUGAAUUCUCUGGCGUCGUCAGACGAAGUUCUCCUGGCUCCAUUGCCGCCUCCACCGUCGCUGGUUCCGGUCUGCAUGCCUCCUUCCUUGCCAGUACAUAACGGAAUGGAAGCGAAGGAUGAGGAGAUGGUAGACUUGAACACGACGAUGAAGGACGGAAUGACGGAAGAUGAAGUUCGGUUGCUGGUUGACGCAUUUUACUUGCCACACGAACACGGUCCGCUUGGAAUCAAGUUCUUGUCUGAGUUUCAUUGGCUGAAGACGAAUGCGAAUCUGGCGAUGGAGGCGAGGACUUGGCAAGCGUUACGUGAUCGUGGUGUUCAUGGGGCUGUGAAACCUGAAGCGCAAGAAUGGCUUGAACGCGCUGAAAACUUUGGAAGGAUGACCGAGCGCAUGAAUCAUUUAUUACGCAAAAUUCGAAGUAUUCCAAACAAAUCUCUCGUCCAUGCUUUGUAUCCUUACAUUUGGGACAUGCGAGGGAUUUUAUCUUUGCUGAACGCUUAUAUUAUGUGGCUUGGUACAAUCCCUUUGCCUGAAAAUUUUAUAAAUUUUGUGACCGGAGUUCAUACGUGGUUUGCCAAGGGAUGGAAGGACGCUUUCACGGGUGGGGAUCAGGAGCCGUGGGUAUUUCGUGGUGGACUCACUGGAGAUCUUCAGGUGAGAUUGAUUCCUGUCGACUCUCCAAACGAGUUGUUCGUGUACCCUGUGCCGGACUUGCCUGGAACGAAGAUCUACUCUGUUAGGCCGUAUAGAAGUAGCGACGAAGUGGGAGUGUACAAUGUUUGUCGGUUGACAUGCAGCGAUGGUCACGAAAUGCCCGAAGUGUUCAAGGAAUUCCCAGAUGUGCUCCCGGAUAAGCUGAUCGGGGGAUUUUUAGCCCUGUGUUCCGAAAUGUGUUUCGUCGCUGAAUCUGAGGACGGAGAAAUAGUGGGAUUCCUCGCCGGCGCCGCCGACUAUGACGCAUUCCGCGCGAAACUCGAGUCAUCUUGGGUACCCCGACUUCGCCAGAAGUACCCCAGGAAAAUCCCGCAGGACGUUUGCGCUCGUUAUUCCGGAGGAACAGAGUCGAUGCCGGUGGAUGACGAUGACAAGGUGAACGGGGUGGAGGAAGACUUGAUGCUUGCCCCGCUGGAGGAAAGUCUGGAGCAGUUACACGCUGAUGACUCUUGUUGCGCACCCAAUGUGCCGAGACCCGUGUUGUCCUUGCACCCGGCCACCGUGAGAGCUGGUGUCCUGUCUUCCGUGAUAGACAUGUCGUUGCCGAAGAAGCUCGUGACGUGUGUGAUGGCUGCGCUGAGAUCGAAUGGAGUCUUCGGUUCUUUUGCGGAGUUGGCUCGAGAAGAUGCCCGUCAGCGGGAAUUCUACCUAAAGCUCGGCUUUCAAGAAAUUCGUGCCCCGGGUCUCCAAGUCGGGUCGCAUGAUUGA
This is a messenger RNA of Notodromas monacha, 2775 nucleotides long. The record is from the annotation of a GenBank genome assembly. Lineage: Eukaryota; Metazoa; Arthropoda; Ostracoda; Podocopida; Cyprididae.